Molecule: messenger RNA, 2141 nt
Organism: Dreissena polymorpha
Lineage: Eukaryota; Metazoa; Mollusca; Bivalvia; Myida; Dreissenidae
Exons: 6
Coding region: 731-1912 (393 amino acids)
Source: RefSeq, a predicted model, not a curated record
CGGAAGAAACCCCCUCCGGAAGAAACCCCCUUCGCUAAAAACGGCAGGGCGGAAGAAACCCCCUUUCAUAGUUUGCAUACGCGGAAGAAACCCCCUCGCUAGUUUUGCAUAGGCGGAACAAACCCCCUUCGAGUUUUCAGACAGGCGGAAUAAACCCCCUUCCAUAGCGGAACAAACCCCCUUCCAGACGAUUUAGUUACAUUUAAACGCACGGUAAUUGUUUACAGAAAUUCACUUUCAUUUUCAGAAAGUUCUCGGGAAGCACGUUUUUUUGCAUGAUUCAAUUUUUUUUAAAGACGAAUGCUUCGGUUAUUAUAGGAAAAUAUGUACGAAAUAUCUUCGUCACUAUCGGCUCUGGGCGCUAUUUUUGUGUGUUUGUUAUUUUUAUCAAUCUAGUACAAGUUAACGCAUAUAAAAUGGUAUAAUCUCACGGAAACGCGUGCAAGACAAAUUCACACGAGCAUCUCAUCAUUAACAACUUGUGAACAUACGGCCGGUACACCUCUUUACUCAGCACAUAACAGUUUGGAAAUAGAUAUUCGCACCUGCAUUUAAUUAUAUUAAAGGUCCUUUAAUGUACCGGCUAUUGUAGAUAAUGAUGAGAAGUUGUGUCAUGAUCGGCGCCUUUGCGGCUCGUGUGAAGUUAUGUACAGUUUUUUUUUAAUUACAUUUGCUCGAUUAAUUGGUAUGUAUAUAUAUACACAUCGUUGGUAUCUCGAAUAUAUCAAUAAUGGAGAUCAUCAAGAACAACAAGGGUGGGCAGAAGUUGUGUUACAAGGGGUACUGCUACACGAAAAAAGCAAAGUCAGCGGUUAGCCAGCGUUGGGAGUGUGACCAACGGGGUUCACAGAAAUGCCGUGCUAUUGCUACCACUGAUCUAGAGCUCACCGUAGUGAAGUCAGUGACAGAGCACACCCAUGCCGCCGACAUGUUCAAGGUCAGUGCACUGAAGGUCAGAGAAGAGAUUUGGUCCGGUUUGUCAGGAAGUCGUGGAACCACCGGUCAAAUUGUCGUUGACAAAUUGGCUCAGCAACCAGCCGAGAUACGGGUGGCUGCUGGAACGCUUGAGACCUUGAAAAGGACGGCUCGGAAGAGGAAGCGAGAGGACACCCCAGCAGAGCCCAAGAGUGCGUCAGACAUCCCAAUUCCGUUGCCCGAGGAGUAUCGAAAGACCCUUAUCUUUGACAACGAGUCUGCAGCGCGCAUUCUAAUAUUUGCCUCAGAGGAUGGUCUUCGCCUCCUAGACAAUGCCGACACCUGGUUCCUCGAUGGCACCCACUCGUCAGGUAUGACAGGCUGCUUCUACCACCUCACACAGUCGACCUGGCGCCGGAUCCAGAGUGAGGGGCUUCAACGUCUGUACAGAGAAGACAGCAUCGUCAGACACUUCUGCGGCAUGCUUGACGGACUGGCAUUCCUUCCCGUGGCUGACGUCAAGGAGGGGAUGCGGGUGCUACAGGAGUCCAUCCCAGACGGGCUUGAGAGUUUGGUCGAGUACUUCGACUCGACUUACGUAAAUGGAACUUACAGAAUGGUGAUGUCUGACAACCGAAUGAAGUUCCGGAGGACAGCGCCGAGAUUCCAGCCUGCAGUGUGGAAUGUACACGACAGUACGAUGGCCGGUCGUGAGAGGACGAACAACGUAUGUGAAGGGUGGAACAACGGUUUCGGCAAGUUGGUUGGCCACAAAAACCCGUCAAUCUGGACAGCCAUCAAGUGUAUAGAAGGCGAUGCGGCGAUGGUGGAGGCUGAUGUAAUGCGACAUGCGAGAGGCCAGCAGUCAUCCAAACAGAAAAGGAAAAUCAGGACGGCUCAUCAAAUAACGCUGUUGACUUUGUGUCAACAAUACAGCACUGGUGAGAAGACCAUCCGUGAGUUCCUGAAGGCCAUCGGCUAUAGCAUUCGGCUAUAAUUGAGUGAUUUUAGGGAAUGCUUUGAUCUUUGUAAAUAAAUGUAAAUAUAUGCCUGUUUAUCGUUAAUAAAUGCGUGUCUUUUUUCAACAACAAAUUGUUUGUUGCUUUUUAAUAUAUGCUUGUUUGAGAUCUUUGUAAAUAAAUGUAAAUAUAUGCCUGUUUUAUCAUUAAAUGCGUGUCCUUUUUUUUGCAAUAACAAUUUGUUUAAUGUUUUCUAGUAUAUGCUUG